Messenger RNA from Thamnophis sirtalis, 829 nucleotides. Lineage: Eukaryota; Metazoa; Chordata; Lepidosauria; Squamata; Natricidae. The record is from RefSeq and is a predicted model, not a curated record.
AUUGCUGAGAGUACCAGCAGUCCUUCCACCACAAGUGCUAUUAUUGCUGAGAGCACUAGCAGCCCUUCCACUACAAGUGCUAUUAUUGUGGAGAGUACCAGCAGCCCUUCCACUACAAGUGCUAUUAUAGCGGAGAGUACCAGCAGCCCUUCCACUACAAGUGCUAUUAUUGCUGAGAGUACCAGCAGCCCUUCCACCACAAGUGCGAUUAUUGCUGAGAGCACUAGAAGCCCUUCCACUACAAGUGCUAUUAUUGCUGAGAGUACCAGCAGCCCUCCCACUACAAGUGCUAUUAUUGCUGAGAGUACCAGCAGCCCUUCCACUACAAGUGCUAUUAUUGCUGAGAGUACUAGCAGCCCUUCCACUACAAGUGCUAUUAUUGUUGAGCAUACCAGCAGCCCUUCCACCACAAGUGCUAUUAUUGCGGACAGUACCAACAGCCUUUCCACCACAAGUGCUAUUAUUUCUGAGAGUACUAGCAGCCCUUCCACUACAAGUGCUAUUAUUGUUGAGAGUACCAGCAGCCCUUCCACCACAAGUGCUAUUAUUGCUGGGAGUACCAGUAGCUCUUCCACUACAACUGCUAUUAUUGCGUGGAGUACCAGCAUCCCUUCUACUACAAGUGGUAUUAUUACUGAGAGUACAAGCAGCCCUUCCACUACCAACACUACUACUGCCAAGAUCACUAACAGUCCUUCCAUUGUGAAAACUACGACUGCCAUGAUCACUAACAGUCCUUCCAUUGUGAAAACUACUACUGCCAGGAGAAGCACUCCUUCAACUACCAAAACUACUGCUGUCAAGAGUACUACCAGAACUACCGCAAGUG